Oryza brachyantha (malo sina) is the source of this 858-nucleotide messenger RNA. Its product is annotated as 40S ribosomal protein S9-2. Gene Ontology annotation, biological process: positive regulation of translational fidelity; translation. The record is from RefSeq and is a predicted model, not a curated record. Lineage: Eukaryota; Viridiplantae; Streptophyta; Magnoliopsida; Poales; Poaceae. Gene Ontology annotation, molecular function: rRNA binding; structural constituent of ribosome. The transcript has 3 exons. Bases 86 to 673 code for a protein of 195 amino acids. Gene Ontology annotation, cellular component: cytosolic small ribosomal subunit.
GCCUCGCUAACCUCGCAACCUAUCUCUCGGCGGCGGCGGCGGCGUCCGAGACCGGCGGCGAGCGGCCGGGGCGGCGGCAGCGGCCAUGGUGCACGUUAGCUUCUACCGCAACUAUGGCAAGACUUUCAAGAAGCCAAGGCGUCCGUACGAGAAGGAGCGUCUUGAUGCCGAGCUGAAGCUGGUCGGUGAGUACGGCCUCAGGUGCAAGCGCGAGCUAUGGCGUGUGCAGUACGCCCUCAGCCGCAUCCGCAAUGCUGCAAGGGAGCUGCUCACCCUCGAUGAGAAGAACCCUCGGCGUAUCUUCGAGGGCGAGGCUCUCCUGCGCCGCAUGAACCGCUACGGUCUCCUUGGCGAGGGCCAGAACAAGCUUGAUUACGUGCUUGCGCUCACCGUCGAGAACUUCCUGCAGCGCCGCCUCCAGACCAUUGUCUUCAAGAACGGCAUGGCUAAAUCCAUUCAUCAUGCUCGCGUACUCAUCAGGCAGCGCCAUAUCAGAGUGGGAAGGCAGCUUGUCAACAUCCCCUCAUUCAUGGUGAGACUUGAUUCAGAGAAGCACAUCGACUUCUCCCUCACCAGCCCACUCGGUGGUGGUGAGCCUGGAAGGGUGAAGAGAAAGAACCAGAAGAAGGCCUCUGGUGGUGGCGGCGGCGACGGUGACGAGGAGGAAGAGUGAGUGUGUUCUGUCCAUGUCAGCUCUCGGUUCUGUUAGGACCUAAUUUUGUGGGAACUUGUCUUGUUAGGGACCUAAUUUUUGUUACAUGAGUUUUGAAACAAAAGUUAGCCAUGCACCGAGGGCUGCCAAAAAUUGUUGUUUACAUAAUUUGAUCAUUGCCAAGACUUGAUUUGAUUUAAAGUUUA